This is a messenger RNA of Diaporthe amygdali, 2628 nucleotides long. RefSeq lists its product as uncharacterized. NCBI's taxonomy places the organism in Eukaryota, Fungi, Ascomycota, Sordariomycetes, Diaporthales, Diaporthaceae. The transcript has a single exon. Bases 1 to 2628 code for a protein of 875 amino acids. The record is from RefSeq and is a predicted model, not a curated record.
AUGCCCACCGCCUUCUCUCAGGAUUUUGUCCAGGCAGAUCGCCUCAUCAGACGCCGUUAUGUUCAGAUCCCUGGGAAGCAGAAAGACCUGUUGGAGAGACCUGAUGCCUGGUCUGAGAACCUCAUCGGUGGACCCCGCGGCAUGAUCAAUGUUCCUCCAGAGGUCCUCCAGGAUGUCAAGGACUUUCACACGCGCAUACAUUCAAAGCCGACACAACGGCCCAGUUCUACCCAUUCAGCUUCUCCAGCUGAAUCAACUGCUAGACUCAGCCAGGACGACAAAGCUGCUGAUGAGGCCACACAAUUAUCUUGGUCUCCGUCUCCGUCUCGUUAUCCGCCUAGUGCUCGCCCGCUUCAACUCUCUGAACAGCAGGAGCUGGAUUCACCAUCCAGAAGUCAGCCGGCCUCCCAGUUGCCAAUAUCUCAGAAGAGGAAGGUACCUCCAGUACCAUUCGACGUCGCCCCUCCAAACAGCACCGCGCAGAGCGAUGCAGUGCCAUAUGAGCCCCUUUCAGCCUUGGGCCAAGAAACACAUCCACCCGUCAAUCGAGGCGCAAAUCGACUUGUAGCGACGCAGUCGACUCCGCCAGCAGCCACGCCUCCAUCCGCUCAGUUGGAAGUCAUCCCAAGCACUUUCAAUGGCCCAAGAGAAGGGGCCAGUGAAAUAGCGCGUCUUGCAUUGAAACGAAGGCGUUUAGGGGACACGAGACUCCCAGACAAAGAAAACGAGACAAUAGUACAAACGCUGCCGUUGUCCAAGGCUGAACCGAGAUCACAGUCCAAGGCGCCUCUCAACGACCAGAAUAGUUCAACCACCAGUGCCUCCACGCCAUCUUUUACUUCACAGGUUGCAUCAGGGCAUCUGCAGCACAGUACUCUUGUCCAGACAGCAUCCGCAUCAGGGUCCAACCAACGGAGUUCUUCCAAUUACGCCCCGACGUACGAAGGACGGCCUCGCGAUACUCCAACACAACAGAAAACGGUCCUUCGACAUCCUGCAAGCGGAUCUUCCAUGGCCCCAGCGCCGGCCCAAUACCCCACAGAUCCAAGUCACUUGAACCUUACCGAACAGCCUCAGACCGAUGUAGGACAUAUCAUUGGCCAUCGUACACCGUACGAAGAGUUCAAGGCGGCAUAUCCGGAUUACGAAGAAAGCCUCAGAGCUUUCAUCAGGGCAUGUCUAUCUGUUGAAAAGUUAGAGUAUGAACGAGCACUCCCAGAGUUUCUAUACGAUGAUUUCGUUCGGGUGUACUCGACACUCUAUAUGGACUACUACGCAGAGGCACAGAACAAGAAUCACAGGGAGGUACUCAAGGCUACCCAGUGGUACAACGAGAAUGUACAGGACAUGGUUUACACCAAAAAGGUCAUCCGAAGAGACAACUUGCCUACCAUCUUGAAGGCACAUGCACCCGCAGUGGAACAAAUCAGAGAAUCCAUUCGCAAAGCCUUCGAGGCACGCCCAUUAACUGACGAUACCGAGUCAAAUGAGGAGAGUGAUGAAGAUAUGGCAGAUGACGGCGACCAAGCCCAGCAACAAGGAGUGGAGGAAGAAAAUUUCGAGCCGGAGAAGGUGACCGAAUCGAGGCAAUCGCCAGAAUUUCACAUUUGUUCCCCGGGGCCAGAGGCAUUCAUACCUAAUGUAGUUGGGAAUGAUGAAAUGGAAGAGGUUCAUGAACCAGUUGUGUCAAUGCCUGCUUCUGUCCGCACGAGGCAGCGUAGCGGAACAGUCGAGGAGGAACACAGGGACGGCUCACGGCAAGACGACAUAGCCGCACCUGAGGUUGGCUCCCACGUGUCUAGGGCCUCCCCAGAGCUCCAUUUCCAGGCGCUGGAAGGUGUCAUGGAUGACGAGGUGCCUUUGAAAGGGGCUGACCGAGAAAUGGAGAGGACAUCUCCCGGAGUGAAGUCCCCGACCCCUCGCCAGACCCGACGAAAAACACCCUCGCCCGCUACUUCCGCUCUGAAGUCAGGAUCCCGUCAAAGCAGACUUGUGGCACCACUUCCAUCAUCAACGCCUUCAAGUGUCUUGGGCAAUGAUGAUCAACCAGCCAAUGACAGAACAAUAUCUCCUCCCCCACAGAGGAAGGCAAAGCUGAGCUCGCCAGCAUUUAGGUCGCAGGCUGAGUCCUCCGAUGACGAAUCAGAUUCAUUCGAUCCGCCCGUCCAGAAAGCAGCGAUGCCACCGCCGAGGUCUUCAAUAAGAGACGCGCCGGCGUUCCUGACACAGGCACAAUCAAUAUAUGAGAUACCAGGCACGCCCGACCGGUUAUCCGAGGAGCCCAUGCCACCACCACUUCCGCAGGCGGUGGCUCGAACUCCUGCAGCCCUUCAGUCUCGCACCAUCUCAGGGCUGACGACAUCCACCGGGGCAGUCAUAGCUUCAAACCCAGAUGAUGCGGGCCAGAAUCCAAUCAUUGAGCGCGGGAGGGUCCAUUCCCGGGGAACUAUCAGAUCAAGCCUGGCAGCGAGACACAGUCCAGCAUCAUCGGAUAGGUCACGCGCCAGCGUACUUUUCAAAAAGCGAGCGGGCGAGACGAAAGAGGAGCGGAGCAAAAGGCUCAAAGAGCACAUCAGAAAGAGGCUGUCGGGGAAGACGCCUAGCUCGACUCCAGCAAGCACAAAGUAG